AAUGCAAAGUAAAAAAUCUAGGGUUGGCGCGCGGUCUGUCCUUUUGCACUGACCCGAUUACUAUUUUGGAUUCCGGCGAGACCACCUCCCCUCUCUCCCCUCAAGCCUCCAAUAUCUAGGGUUUUUGUAGUUCCUCUCUCCGGCUAAAGCAUCAUGAGAGGAUUCUUAAACAAGCUCGUUUCUCGCUCUCUCUCCGUCGCCGGCAAAUGGCAACACCAACAACUCCGCCGCCUCAACAUCCACGAAUAUCAGGGAGCUGGAUUGAUGGGGAAAUACGGGAUCAAUGUGCCAAAAGGUGUAGCUGUUGCUUCCCUUCAUCAUGUUCAAAAGGCUCUUCAAUAUGUAUUUCCUAGCGAAAGCGAGUUGGUGGUUAAGAGCCAGGUUUUGGCUGGUGGGCGAGGAUUAGGAAAAUUUAAGAAUGGUUUUCAGGGUGGUGUUCACAUUGUUAAGACUGACAAGGUUGAAGAAACUGCUGGAAAGAUGCUUGGCCAGAUCCUUGUUACUAAACAAACUGGUUCUCAAGGCAAAAUUGUUAGCAAGGUUUACUUGUGUGAAAAGUUAUCACUGGUCAAUGAGAUGUACUUUGCUAUCAUGCUGGAUCGGACAACUGCUGGUCCACUUAUCAUAGCUUGUAAAAAGGGGGGAACCAGCAUUGAAGACCUUGCUGAGAAAUUUCCUGACUUGAUUAUUAAGGUACCCAUUGAUGUAUUUAAAGGAAUUACUGAUGAAGAUGCUGUAAAAGUUGUUGAUGGCCUGGCUCCAAAGGUUGCUGAUAGAAAUGAUUCGAUUGAGCAAGUGAAGAAAUUAUAUAAACUCUUUUGCGAGAGUGAUUGCACAUUGUUGGAAAUCAAUCCCAUUGCAGAGACUUCUGAUAAGCAAUUGGUAGCUGCUGAUGCUAAAUUGAAUUUUGAUGAUAAUGCUGCUUUUCGUCAAAAGGAGAUAUUUGCUCUCAGAGAUCCAACACAGGAAGAUCCAAGAGAGGUGGCUGCUGCCAAGGCAGAUCUAAAUUAUAUUGGCUUGGAUGGGGAAAUUGGUUGCAUGGUGAAUGGUGCAGGAUUAGCAAUGGCUACAAUGGAUAUUAUUAAACUGCACGGAGGAACUCCUGCAAAUUUUCUUGAUGUGGGUGGUAAUGCUUCUGAAGAACAGGUGGUUGAAGCAUUUAAGAUACUGACUUCUGAUGACAAAGUAAAGGCAAUUUUGGUGAAUAUAUUUGGAGGAAUAAUGAAAUGCGAUGUGAUAGCAAGUGGAAUUGUCAACGCUGCCAAACAGGUUUCUCUAAAAGUUCCAGUUGUUGUACGUCUCGAAGGCACUAAUGUUGACCAAGGAAAGAGAAUUCUGAAGGAGAGUGGAAUGGCACUAAUCACAGCAGAAGAUUUGGAUGAUGCUGCAGAGAAAGCAGUGAAAGCAUCAGCUAGUUGAGGAAUCAAGAUAUGGAACCAAUUUAUGUUCCUUACAAUUUUUAGAACUUAGGUGAAUCUAACAUGUUGAAAAUUGAAAAUAAUAUAGCAACUGCAAAGGUUCCCUCAAAAUUUUUUUUUGACUCACCCCUAUUAUUGAACUCUUGUUAAGAAAUUGUGGUCUUUUCUUUGAUUGUUUUAAGCCAUGAAAUGAAAUGGACUGGCUCCAAGCCUUCUUUUUGUA
Messenger RNA from Populus nigra (black poplar), 1641 nucleotides. Its product is annotated as succinate--CoA ligase [ADP-forming] subunit beta, mitochondrial-like. Gene Ontology annotation, molecular function: ATP binding; succinate-CoA ligase (ADP-forming) activity. Lineage: Eukaryota; Viridiplantae; Streptophyta; Magnoliopsida; Malpighiales; Salicaceae. The record is from RefSeq and is a predicted model, not a curated record. The transcript has 12 exons. Gene Ontology annotation, cellular component: succinate-CoA ligase complex; mitochondrion. Gene Ontology annotation, biological process: tricarboxylic acid cycle; succinyl-CoA metabolic process. Bases 154 to 1419 code for a protein of 421 amino acids.